Messenger RNA from Cuscuta europaea, 1780 nucleotides. Lineage: Eukaryota; Viridiplantae; Streptophyta; Magnoliopsida; Solanales; Convolvulaceae. The record is from the annotation of a GenBank genome assembly.
CUUAAAUGGCGUCCCUGUACAUAAGGACGCCCCUACCUGUAGUUACUGUACGACCUUCUUCGUCGACCCAAACAACAAUAUCCAAUCAUCGCGGCUUUGAUGCUCUUUGUCUAAAAUGGCGGUUCAUUGCCGUCUUAAUAUUGUUCCCAACCUCAAUUACCGCCGUACUUCGGCAAUUUGUCCUCCCUCCUCUGCAUAUAAUCGCCUAAUCGCCCCCUCACCGAAUCAUUCCCUCUUCUUACCCCAGCUCCAUCUCAAGACUGAGAUUUUGUUUCAAGAUAGUGGGCGAAGAAGGGUCGGCGGCGCACUGAAGUGUGCGACAACGUCGGAGAAGAGAACAAUGUCUGAAGAGCGAAUGCUGGUGAUUGUUCCGCCGCAUCCUUUGAUAAAACACUGGGUUUCUGUUCUCCGGAAUGAGCAGACGCCUUGUCCAAUAUUCAAAAAUGCAAUGGCUGAGCUAGGAAGAUUGUUGAUGUAUGAAGCAUCAAGAGAUUGGUUGCCAACCAUAACUGGUGAGAUUCAUACACCGAUGGCUAUUGCAUCUGUUGAGUUUAUUGAUCCAAGGGAACCUGUUGCGAUAGUUCCUAUCUUGAGAGCUGGCCUAGCUCUUGCAGAGUAUGCAUCAUCUAUCCUGCCAGCAACAAAAACGUAUCAUCUGGGAAUUAGCAGAGAUGAAGAAACCCUUCAGCCAACUAUAUACUUGAACAAGCUACCUGACAAAUUUCCAGAUGGUUCUCGUGUCUUUGUUGUUGACCCUAUGCUGGCUACUGGUGGCACUGUAGUUGCUGCUCUUGAAUUGAUAAAGAAACGCGGGGUCAAUAACAAACAAAUCAAACUGAUAUCUGCAGUUGCUUCCCCUCCAGCUCUUCAAAAGCUCGGUGAGAAAUUUCCAGGACUUCAAGUUUAUGCUGGUAUUAUUGACUCUGAAGUUAAUGAGAAAGGGUUUAUAAUCCCCGGACUUGGAGAUGCGGGAGAUCGUAGUUAUGGCACAUAAAUGAAUCAGAUUAUCAGACCAUUGGUGCUUAAUCAUUUUCCAAUUUUGAAGGAUCAUUUAAGAGAAUGGUUUUGAGCUUUUAUCCAUUCUGAGGUUUUGUCAAGUCAAGUGAGUUAUUGAUAGGACAGCUUUGCUUGAAGCUAAAACGAAUGGUUCUUUCACCUUGCUUUUUCAUGCUUUUUGUAUAAGCGUUAACUAUACAAGGGGAUGAGUUAAUUUAACAUUACGGACCUACGAGUCCAAGCGCAUCCAAGAUUAUUUAGUUCUCAAACUGUUUUUUGUGAUAUACGGAAUAUUUGAGUACUACUUUCAAGUCCGUGGAUAAGCUUGCCAAGUGAGUUAUACACCACACCUGAAUUGUGGUGUGGGGCAGUAGCAGGGGAGUGGGUGACAGUGUAGUUAUACCACUGGUCCCGGCUCUUGAUGAGUUGAUGGUUUAGCAACGGUUCUAUACUGGUUUUUGAAAGGGAAUAGUUGUUUGUGUAGGUUUUUUUUUUAUGUAUAUAGACAAAAUGUAUUUUAUUAUCCAAGUCCCUCAUUUUGUGUUAGAUUUUAUUAUAAAGUUAGAUGAAUGACUUCUUUUCUUGAUUGCUCCAAGAAUUUAGUGAGUCCUGGUUACACAAAUGAAUCCAACGAAAUAGUUUUAUGAAUUCAUAUAAGUGAACAUGACAUCAUAACCACUACUCACUAUGGAUGGACUUGGGCCGGGUGGCCCGACCCGGACCCGAGUCCACCCCUACUACUAACGGGCUCCCUACAAAAAUGAGAAGCGUAUAUUAUACAACC